Molecule: messenger RNA, 611 nt
Organism: Spirodela intermedia
Lineage: Eukaryota; Viridiplantae; Streptophyta; Magnoliopsida; Alismatales; Araceae
Source: the annotation of a GenBank genome assembly
AUGUUCAGCCUAGUCAAGGAAGCCCAUCUGAGCUGCUUGAAGGUCUGGUUCGUUGUUCGCUUCCUUUCUCGAGCACGGCCUCUCUGCAUGGUCAUGCAUGUGUACCGACGGGGGAUCUCACUCUCUUUCUCCUCUGAUCAAAGGUCUUCUUCUCGUUCUCGGUUGAAAUGGUGUAUCAGGUUUGCUCCGGCGGCGAGGAGGCGGCGAAUAUCGCGCCAGGUAUAGCCCAGAGAUCGGUCGCUGCCGCCCCCGAGGACCUUUCCGAGCUGGACCUCUUCAUGGUAGGAAUCCUCCUUUUCCUCCUCCUUUGACCUGUUCAUGACAACAAUCCUCUCUUCUCCUUCUCCUGCUCCGACGAUCCGUUCAUGGUAACAAUUAUCCUCUUCCUCUUGCUCGAGAGGGCGGGGGGGAGCGCCAGGACCAGUCCCAUGUAGCUCACGAGGUGAUUCGUUCGUGUGCAGGAAGCGUACUACAUGGCGUUGGUGGAGCUCUCUCUGGCAAUUCAGAAGCCGCUGCAGGAAGCGGCGGCGUUCGCGGGGUGUAUCUGCUACCUGCUCGACGACGUCUCCGCCGACGCGCCAGGCAGCGCGACGGCCAACCCAGCCGAGUAG